Solanum lycopersicum (tomato) is the source of this 1969-nucleotide messenger RNA. Its product is annotated as RNA pseudouridine synthase 3, mitochondrial. Gene Ontology annotation, molecular function: pseudouridine synthase activity; RNA binding. Gene Ontology annotation, biological process: enzyme-directed rRNA pseudouridine synthesis. Lineage: Eukaryota; Viridiplantae; Streptophyta; Magnoliopsida; Solanales; Solanaceae. The record is from RefSeq and is a predicted model, not a curated record.
AAAAGUCAAAAAAAACUUGAGCUAAAUCUGAAUAUUUUUGGCAUUUACAUAUUUUUAUCUGUUGUUGCCUUUUGUAAUUUGUGAAUAAAAAGUUGAACGAUCUCUUUAAUGCCCUCACGUCUUCAAGAAGAGUCUUUUCUCCAUAAACUAUACUGCUCUUUCUUGCCCAGUUUACAGGUAACCACUUUUAACCAAAGACCUUGUACACAUUCUCGAGGGCAGUAUUCAUGUCAAAGAAUUCUUGGAGUUAAUAAUACUUGAUGAAAUAGUCGAGGGGUGUGCAAGUUGGUCCAAACAGCACCAUCAAUACCUCAUAUAAAAAGAAGUUACAUUUAUAGAAGCACAACCCAGAAGGUGAACUUCUCAUAUUUUCAUAUGCUAAGGUCUAGGAUGUGAUGAGGUGGAACAAAGAUGAAAGUCGUUGCUUACUAUUUCUGGUCAGGCGCUUUUCUAGAUCUGUGGGCCAUUCUGCACAAGCAUAUCGUUGUGAACCUGUGAUUCGAGUGUCAAACAAUAUUACACAUUUAGGCCGUCAAAAGGAUGGUGUAAAACCUAGCCAGCUAUUGUCUUUACCUCCAUUUCCUGGCUGUCCUUUGCCAGGAAAGAAAGUGGCCACCGGUCCUGACCAACCAUCUUGUCAUGUUACUGCCAUUAGCUGGAUCAAAUACUACUUUGAUGAGAUACCAGGCUCGGUCAUCCAAUCCCAUUUUAAUAAGGGCCUCGUGCAGUUAGAGUUAAAUGAGUUAUUUACAAGCAAGGAAGGACAAACUAGAUUGUUGAGGAAGAUUAAGCAUUCCGAGGUCAUGGAAGUUGGUGCAAGAAUUCAUGUGCCCAUAUCUGUUGCUGAAACAAGAAUAUCAAAACGAUAUGAUGUUAUACCUAGUGGCACUUUGUAUCCUAAUGCUGAUGAAAUAGCAUACUUGCAAAGGCUUGUAUUUUACAAGGAUCCCGCCAUACUUGUUCUAAACAAGCCCCCUAAGCUGCCUGUAAAGGGAAACCUUCACGUGCAUAAUAGCAUGGAUGCCUUGGCAGCCGCAGCAUUGUCUUAUGAAUAUGAUGAGGGUCCUAGGCUGGUACAUCGUCUUGAUAGAGAGAGCAGUGGCCUUCAUUUAAUGGGAAGAACGGAAGAAAGUAUCUCCCAUCUUCAUUUAUUGUUCAGCAACACAAAAAGGUCCAAGUCCCUAUCUAAGGCAUGGAAUGAUGCAUGUGGGUCAACAUAUCAGAGGUAUUGGGCGUUGGUAAUAGGUUCCCCCAAGGUGAAGGAAGGCGUGAUCUCUGCACCACUUACAAAGGUGCUUCUUGAUGAUGGUAGAACUGAGAGAGUCAUGUUGGCUCAACAGUCGGGAUUAGAAGCUUCUGAUGAGGCUGUUACCGAAUAUCGACUGCUUGGUCCAAUGAUCAAUGGAUGCUCAUGGAUUGAGUUGCGCCCUCAUACAAGUAGAAAACAUCAGCUUCGAGUUCAUUGUGCUGAAGCCCUUGGAACUCCAAUUGUGGGCGACUACAAGUAUGGUUGGUUUGUCCAUCGCAAAUGGAAGCAGAUGCCGAGAGUAGAUGUUGAGCCGAUAACAGGUAAACCCUACAGAUUAAAGAGGCCGGAAGGUUUGGAUGUUCAGAAAGGAAGUGUCUUGUCUAAGGUCCCUUUGUUACAUCUGCAUUGUAGGGAGCUUGUGCUCCCAAAUAUUGCCAAAUUUAUUGAGCUUCACAGUCGAAAAACAAGAAAAAACACAGAUUAUAGCUCAAAACCAGAUCUCCUCCGGUUUGUAGCACCGAUGCCAUCUCCCAUGAAAAUUAGUUGGAAGCUUAUGUCCUCUUGCUUGAUAUGAACAUAACAAGUAAUAGCAAUAAAAAGCUACUACUUGUUAUGUUGUUGUUGUUCUACUUGAUUAUUUCCUCAAGCUAAUAUUGGAGGUUUAAUGUGUACAUAUUCUAUAUUUUUUGGAAGAAGCUAUUUCAUAUAUAUUUCUAGUGA